Molecule: messenger RNA, 1131 nt
Organism: Trichobilharzia regenti
Lineage: Eukaryota; Metazoa; Platyhelminthes; Trematoda; Strigeidida; Schistosomatidae
Source: the annotation of a GenBank genome assembly
AUGAAUGAAAUCAGUAUAUUAAAAGAAAGUUAUGAACAUUGUAUAAGCAUUGCAUUUUCAUCGAAUAAUGAUCAAUUAUUGUAUAGUGCAGGAUUACCACAUUUAAAUCUACGUGUAUGGGAUAUACUGUCGACAUCAGGUCAACAGAAACAACAACAAAAACCUGUCGAAUGUUUAUCACCAGUGGAUGAACAACACGGUUAUCUAAGUAUUGAUGUCGAUUCAAGAAGGCAUAUUCUUGCAACUGGUUUAGUGAAUGGUGAAGUAUGGUUAUAUAAUGUACAGAAUAUGUCUACACCAAUUCAUUGUAUCUCUAUUGGAUUAGGGAAUAAUUCUAUUCGUCUACUUUCAUUCUCAUCCACUUUACAAGCUGAUCUAAAUGAUGUAGACUUUAAUAAUAAUAAUAAUGCAUCAAAGGAGGCGGCAUUAUCCAAUUUAUCAACUUCUUCUCAAAUAACCGAUGAAAAUUCUUACAGUGAAUCAAUGAAUAGUACUCAUCUAACAUGUAAUAAUAGUCAAAUUCGUCAAGCUUUAAGCGAAUUAAGUAAUACAAUGGCAACAACAACAAUAGAAACAACGGGAAAAACAGAACAGUCUAAAUCACAAACAAGAUGGGCAGUAAUACUGCAUGAAUUCGAUCAACCAGAAUCAAAAUCACUCACCAAUAUUGAUAAUUCAAGUCGAUCAUUGUUAGAUCAAAGUUUACUGAUAAGCAGUGAUACAUCUGAAGCAGUGACUGUUGAUAGCAUAAACCAGAAGUCAUUAGCGUUAUCAUCAUCAUCACCAUUGAAAUCGCUUACAAGUCAUCCGUAUGAUUCAAUAUUAAAAGAUAAUAAAAGUUUGCCGCCGAUGCCGAUAGAUACGUCUAGUCGUCAUUCUAGUACCGUUGAUACAGAGAAACUAGAAGAAACUGUACAAACAACUACGCACCCACCAAUUGAAGCAUUAUGUAAGCAUCUUGAUAGUCGCUUAUCAUCUAUGAUGUCUGAAUUAAACUGGUCUCAUAAUGAAUUACUUUACAAAUUUGCUCAACUUGAAUGUAAACUUGAUCAAAUGAAUAAACUCUUAGUACAAAUGAAGCAGGAACAUGAUCUGCUGCGAUUGACAUUCACUAGACAUAGGCCUUUUUAA